Molecule: messenger RNA, 975 nt
Organism: Lodderomyces orthopsilosis Co 90-125
Lineage: Eukaryota; Fungi; Ascomycota; Pichiomycetes; Serinales; Debaryomycetaceae
Product: proteasome regulatory particle lid subunit
Exons: 1
Coding region: 1-975 (324 amino acids)
Biological process (GO): proteasome-mediated ubiquitin-dependent protein catabolic process
Cellular component (GO): cytosol; proteasome regulatory particle; nucleus
Source: RefSeq, a predicted model, not a curated record
AUGCGACUAUUGAAAUUUUUUUAUGUAAUUGUCUUCUUUUGUAUUCUCGCGACACGACUUAUCCUGUCUCCAAUCCCGAAGAGAAAAAGAGUUUUUGGUGGCAACCACCAUAAACACCAUAAUCUAUUACUCAACCCAACCAUGUCCCUUCAAAAGCUUACAGCUGAAAUAUACAGUGUCUAUGAUAAACAAGACUAUCAAAAAUGUCAACAACUUCUAGCACCUAUCAAAAUAGAAUUGAUCAAACACAACUUGUUAGUACCAUUGAGUUCCAACACUCAAACUGAAGAUCAAAUCAAUGAUUUGAAAAUAGCUCAAAGAAUAUUGGAAAUAGGUGCAUUAUCAUCGUUAUUUACAAACAACUAUUCAGGGUUUGAGAGUUAUUUUGCUCAAUUGAAGCCAUUUUAUACUAAUGAUAAAAUUCACAACAUAAAUAAACCUCAUAUUAAUACCGAUAGUACCAAGAUCAUAUCUUUGUUUUUAUUGUAUCUUUUAAGUCAAGGUUCGAUUUCAAAAUUUAACGUUGAAUUGGAAAUGAUUUACAAUUCAAAACAAUACGAUAUUGAAAAUGACAAGUAUUUGAGAUUCCCCAUUGAUUUAGAAAGAAAUUUAAUGGAGGGUAACUAUAUCAAGAUUUGGAACUUGUUAAAAGAAGAAAAGAAUUUACCAUGUAAAGAAUUUACUCAUUUUGCUGACACAUUAAUCAAUGCCUUAAGAUUUGAAAUUGCUAAAAGUUUAGAAAAGACUUAUGAUGCAAUCCCAAUUUCCAACUGCAAGAGUUUAUUGUACUUGCCUCAAGAGUUAAGUGAUGCUACAUUUGAAACAACUUUAAAAGAAUCUUUGGAUUUAACAAAUUGGAAAUUUGAUCUGGGUGUGAUAUAUUUCACUAAAGUUGAAAAUGAAGAAGCUGUUGAUAAUGAAUCAAUAAUCAAAAAUGUAUUGGGAUAUGCUGAACAAAUUGAAUCAAUUAUAUAA